AUGGCGCGCGUUCGAUCGCUCCGCGGCGCGGCGUCCCUCGCGAGACACUUCGUGGACGCCCUUCCGCCCGCCAACGCGUCGAGAACGAGCCUCGUCGCGAGCGCGUCGACGAUCGAGCGCGCGAUCGCGAGCGGCGGCUCGAGCUCGAGGUCCAAUUUCUCGAGCGCGGCGACGCUCGGUUUCGGACGAUCUGCGGGAACGCGCGGAGUCGGUGACGACAGAACGUCAGUGCGUCACAGUUUGAAGCCGACGCGAACGUUUGCGUCGUCCUCGGAGGGCGGUGAGAACGGCGAGGGCGAGACGGCGACGAGCGAGAGCGAAGUCGCGAGCGGGACGGAAAAGUCGACGGAGGAGGAGGAUAUCGGGUGGACGUUCGGAGUGAAGAAUCAGCGACGGCCGACGCGAAGGGAUAAGGGGUCGUACGAUGCGUUUUUGACGGAGAUUGAUUCGUACCCGACGCGGCACGAUGUGCGGGACGUGUACAACGCGCGGGAGUGGGUCGAGGCGAGUCUGGAGGAGAGCUGCGCCCAAGUGGAGGUGCUCGUAGAUAAGAUGCUCGCGGGGAUGAAGGAGAUGGAGGCGCUCGAGGAGAAGUACGCGGACAUCUUUCCGGAACAAGGGAACACGGACGACGGCAGCGAGCAGGACGCGGUGUUAACAUGGAAGAGCGAGUUUGUCAUGGAACCUGGAGAUGUGCAGGAGCACCCACUCAACUGGAAGGUGUCAGUCGAAGUCAAGCUCAGCGAGUUGCAGCGCGUCACGGGUCUGAGCGAUGAAGCGAUCGAGUACAUUAAACUCUUGGUGGAUAAGAGAUACAACGCCAAGCAGGACACGCUUAGAAUUGUGUGCCGUCGGAACAACAAUCGCGAGCACAACAGGCAGUGGUGCUUGAAGGUGUUGUACGACUUAAUUCAAGAGGGCAAUAGGGAGUAUCCAAGCGAUUCUUAUUCAUUCACGCCAGAUUUAGGCAGCAGCAGUGCGACCACUAGUAACGCGUAA
This is a messenger RNA of Ostreococcus tauri, 999 nucleotides long. RefSeq names its product Ribosomal protein S24/S35,mitochondrial,conserved domain. Gene Ontology annotation, cellular component: mitochondrial small ribosomal subunit. Bases 1 to 999 code for a protein of 332 amino acids. Gene Ontology annotation, biological process: mitochondrial translation. Gene Ontology annotation, molecular function: structural constituent of ribosome. The record is from RefSeq and is a predicted model, not a curated record. Lineage: Eukaryota; Viridiplantae; Chlorophyta; Mamiellophyceae; Mamiellales; Bathycoccaceae. The transcript has a single exon.